Cherax quadricarinatus is the source of this 697-nucleotide messenger RNA. The record is from RefSeq and is a predicted model, not a curated record. NCBI's taxonomy places the organism in Eukaryota, Metazoa, Arthropoda, Malacostraca, Decapoda, Parastacidae.
GUUAUCUUUGAACCUCUCACUCCCUCCAGUUCAACUUCCAGCUAGAGAGUCUGGAAGAACACCAAGACCCACACUUUCUGCCUCUAUCACCCCAAUUUUACAGUCUAAAGACAGCCAAUCAUUACCUUCGCUGCCUCACCUGUCAGAUCAUAUGUCUCAGCUUCACAGCGUUCGAUCCUUACCAUCACCACCACUGCCUCCUCGAAAGCCUCCUCUCAACCUUUCAUUUACUGAGGAACUGACAAGUCCACCAGUACCUCUUCGACCCUGUGUUCUGCCCAAACCAUCCCUUGAGAGUCAGCCACCCUCAGAAACCAAACCACCUUUCGAAAUCAAACCGCCUCUUGAAAGCAAACCUUCCCGCAGAACUGAAAUGCCCAUGGCAGCACAUCUCCCAACACCAGACCUUUCACCACAGAAUGCCAUAGAAGCUGUCCAGUGUCAUAGGGAAGAACAAAUAUAUAGCACACCAAAGACAAUGAAAGCAAAGCUCUUACCUUUGGUGGGGAAAAACAGGGGUGAUGCAGUACAUGCAAAUACUUUUCCCAGCUUGUACACUGGCAAUAGCACAAACAUUUCUAGAGCCUCUGUGCCAGGUAGCAGUAAUAAAGAAAAACGCAUUUACAAUGUAGCUGCUCCCUCCAACUGCUCAGCUACACCACAGCCCCCAGGGAGAUCGUAAAUCAUCUUCAGGUGC